AUGCCCACUCAGGAUUCACCUCCUGUCUACUUCGAGCCCUCCGAACCACUGACCAUACCCAUGUUAAUUGGCCAGACCGAGGUGAUCCCCCGACACUCUUCUGUCAACUUAGUCUCUAUGAUUGAGUUCACACCAACGAAGACAACCAAUCGCCUGAAACUCUCGGUACGGGCGACAACUCCUCACCUUUGUGAUGACACGCUCAAGACAGCUCGCGUAACACUGUAUGAGAAGCUGACUCUGAAGAAGGUUUUCAUAUGGGCAGCGUCAGCCUCGCCUGCUAGCCAAGUCUCGGCAGAGUCGUCUCUUACCUUGAUUGCUUCGACAGUUAACGCGAGGUGUUGGACCAGGUUUGAUUAA
Molecule: messenger RNA, 360 nt
Organism: Phanerochaete carnosa HHB-10118-sp
Lineage: Eukaryota; Fungi; Basidiomycota; Agaricomycetes; Polyporales; Phanerochaetaceae
Exons: 1
Coding region: 1-360 (119 amino acids)
Source: RefSeq, a predicted model, not a curated record